AUCAACAUUUUCCUUAAGAUCAUGUAGGACCUCUACCUUUGUCGGAAGUCCGGUUAGCCAUUCACACAGGUUGACCAACCUUGAAUUUACAAGAGAGGUAUGGUUGGGAUGAUAUUCAUAUAUUGAGGUGUGGACCGCCUUUUAUUAUGAAAAAUAGUACAUGAGGAUCUGAGUAAGUCGAUUUCGCCUUCAAUCUUAAAAGAUUGAAAAUGAGAUUAAUCUACUUGAAUAAUGUAAUUGCUCCAUUGCUCUUUAUGUGGUCAAUGUUAUGGAUUGAAUAAAUGUUAAGCUGUGAGGAUAUGAGACGAGUCAUGCCUCAUGUGAGAUGACUUGCAUAUUGUAGACCUGGCAUAUGCCUAAUAUUUGACCUUUUACCUAUAGAUUGCUUUGAUUCGAUCUAAUCAUUGCAAAAUACAAGCAACCAGUCUCGUAGGUAGCUUUGUGUUCUUAGUUAUUCUCAUCUUCUGUAUAGGAAGAUGAGAUUGAGUGUCACUACUUUAGUGUACAAUGUCGAAAUGCCCUUAAUAGGUCAGACCUUCGCAAAAGUAGGUAGGUUUCACACAAGUUUCCCUCCUUUUAUCCUUUCUGAUUUCUCUUUGCAGUUUGAGAUUGAGAUAGGAUGAGACCAGAUAACUUCUAGACUCAUUCAAACUCCUCGACCAUUCUUUAUAAAAGAGGGAGGGUUCUCUCAUUAAUCCCAUAAAAAGUUGUUAGUUAUUAGAAAGAGAAAAUUAAAGAGGUAGUAUAUCCAUAGAUUAUGUCUAUUUGGGCCAUCCCUUAUGCGACCAAGCCAUUGAUUGUAAUUCGGGGCCAUCUUAACCUUAGAAUCAAAGGGGUGAUCAGACCUCUUUGUUCUCAUGGUGAUUAGGUAGACCACUGAACGUGUACCAUUCAUCUUCGGCUUUUGCGAAGGUCCCACGAUCGUGUAGGCCCACCCAUCCGGGUUGUCUUUUAGUUUUAAUGGAAUUAUGUUUAUUUUGUGCUUAUUUAUUUGGAGAGGAUGUGAGUUUUGGUGGUAUCUUCCGUUGCACAACAGGAUUGGCUGAUAAAUUUGGCAAAUCCAGGGUUUUCAAUACACCCCUAUGCGAACAGGGAAUUGUUGGAUUUGGCAUUGGUUUGGCUGCCAUGGGGAAUCGAAUUAUUGCGGAAAUUCAGUUUGCAGAUUACAUUUUCCCUGCCUUUGAUCAGAUUGUCAAUGAAGCAGCUAAGUUAAGAUACCGAAGUGGGAAUCAAUUCAAUUGCGGAGGUUUGACAAUACGAGCUCCUUAUGGAGCUAUUGGGCAUGGUGGGCAUUAUCAUUCACAAUCACCAGAGGCUUUCUUCUGCCAUGUUCCAGGGCUCAAGAUGGUGAUUCCUCGAAGCCCCCUACAAGCAAAAGGACUAUUGUUGGCAUGUAUACGUGAUCCAAACCCUGUUAUCUUCUUUGAGCCAAAGAGGCUUUACCAGUUGGCAGUAGAAGAGGUUCCUGAGCAUGAUUACAUGUUGCCCCUAUCUCAGGCUGAGGUGAUUCGUGAAGGAAAUGACAUAACUCUCGUGGGGUGGGGAGCUCUGCUUGCAGUGAUGGAACAGGCAUGUGCAGAUGCUGCGAAGGAUGGAAUUUCAUGUGAACUUAUAGAUUUACGAACAUUAUCACCUUGGGACAAGGAAACGGUAGAAUCCUCCGUCAGAAAGACUGGAAGGCUUCUUGUUAGUCAUGAAGCUCCAUUGACUGGAGGAUUUGGUGCCGAGAUUGCCGCUUCUAUUGCCGAACGCUGCUUCUUGAAGUUAGAAGCUCCUGUUGCCAGAAUAUGUGGCCUCGACACUCCAUUUCCUUAUGCUUUGGAACCUUUUUAUAUGCCCACAAAGAACAAGAUCUUGGAUGGAAUCAAAGCAACUGUAAAUUACUAGAGAUCCAAGUAAAUAUCCCUCCCUACAUUUAGUUGGUAAUGGAGGUUGGUAAAAUAAUAAUCUUGUUGUGGUACACUGCCCUCUCAAUGUAAGCAUUCCAUCCUAUUUAAGGGCCGAACACUUAUAUGUGUUAUCAAGCAUUUUAUCUCCACGCAUGCAAUCCCAACUGUUCAUCUGCUUUGCCUUACCGGGCAUGGGGCAUACCCAAGCAUCCCACUUGUUAAGAUUAUCCCAGCCAACAAUUGGAAGACUAUUGAUGACUAAAUGGAUAUUGGGAAAAAGUGCAACAAAAUGUCAACACUCAGUG
Molecule: messenger RNA, 2194 nt
Organism: Magnolia sinica
Lineage: Eukaryota; Viridiplantae; Streptophyta; Magnoliopsida; Magnoliales; Magnoliaceae
Product: 2-oxoisovalerate dehydrogenase subunit beta 1, mitochondrial
Exons: 13
Coding region: 961-1887 (308 amino acids)
Biological process (GO): response to nutrient; branched-chain amino acid catabolic process
Molecular function (GO): catalytic activity
Source: RefSeq, a predicted model, not a curated record